AUGUCCUCUGGGUACCGCACCGAAAUCAUUACUUUGCUUGAGGACGCAGACACACUCCUUGCAGCUCCCAAAACAUUCAAUGUCCCCCUGAAAGGACCCACUCAAUCAAACGCCCAAUUUUAUGCUGCCAUUCAAGCUUCCCUAGCAGACCUAAAUCUUGAGUUCCAAAAUUUAUGCGAAAUAGCUGAUGAACUUUCCCAAGCACACCGUAAUUGGAUGUCGCUCAGAAGUAACAUGACAGGACCUGAACGUUUGUCCGAUAAUUCAUUUUAUGACCAAUUUUAUGCGCAAUACCCCUAUAUCGAAACCCUCAACAAAUUGAAGCAAUACAAACGAAAAUUGCGCUCUUCGCAGCAUUUACUAGAAGGAGCGCUACCCUCCUCUUCCACUCAAUCCUCCUCGCAUGCUCAUAUACCCAAAAUGAACCUUCCCUCUUUUAGUGGCAAAUCUGCCGACUUUCUUUCCUUUUGGAAUCAAUUUUCCGCUGCUAUAGGAAAUAUCUCUUCCCUUUCCGACGCCGUAAAACUCUCGUAUUUAAAAUCUUGCUUAGCUGGCCCUUCUCUCGCAACAAUCGAAUCCCUACCCCUUACUGACGACUCUUACGGCCAAGCCGUUCAGCUUCUUAAAAAUAAAUUCGACAACAAAGAAGAAAUUAUUCGCAGCCUCUACCAAGCAAUUAGAAAUCUCCCAACCGUUCGAAAGGGAGAAAACUUCAACGAAGAUUUUGCUACACUUACCGACAACCUAGAAUCCAUAUUAAUCCAAUUUAGACAACAUAAUUCUGAUUUUAAUAAUCCUUCAAUUCUAAUGGAUAUUGAAUGUAAACUACCUGAUUUUGUAUUAGAAGAAGUCUACAAAACAAAAGAACAACACGUCGGGAAUUGGACAACAGAAGAUUUAAAAGAAUGCUUAAAAAAUAUUAGAAAAAGAAGAGAAGAAAUUAAUGCUAUUCACCCAUCAAGCCCGACUCCACAAAGUCGAAAUGUUCAGCAAUUGCCUCCUCUUCGAUUGGACACCCCCGUAAGUAAACGAAAUUAUUUACCUUUUAACAGGCCACUGCCAACAAGAAAUUUACAACCAGUCCCCCCGUUAAACAUUUCUGCAGUGGCUGUUCAACAAAAUUAUAGAAACUCUGGCUUUAAACACCCCUGCUUAUUCUGCAACGACACCAGCCACAUUACCACCUACUGCAAAAAAUUUCCGGAUUACAAUUCCCGGAUUGCUAUACUUAAUGAAUUAAACCGCUGCACCCGAUGCCUGCAGCCCAAUCAUAUUUUUAAAAAUUGCCCUAACCCUUCCCAAUGUAAAAAUUGCAAUAAAAUGCACCCUCGUCCCCUUUGCUAUAAUAUCCUCGCAAAAUUCAGCCAAAAAACAAAUAUUUGCAAUAGCCAAAUCCACACGUCAAAUUAUGCAUCCCGAAAUUGCUAUGAAAACAAUACCCACCAGCAACCCAAAACUUAUGAAAUUAAUCAGCAAACAAAUACUAUCGGGCAUUACUGUAACUCAAUCACACCUCAGCCCACGAUACUACCGAUAAAUGCACAAAUAACCCCUUGCCAAGCAAACAGAAAUUUCUCGCCUCCCCCAAAAAAUCCCAUCGUAGAAACCAAAAGGGCAGCUGAAUUCUCAGCCCAUAUCUUGCAAAUAAAUCCUCCAACCCCCAUAUGCAACACAAUUUACAGAUCACACUCUUACUUCAACCACGAUUACGAAAAAAUACAUAAAAAUUUGCUUUACCCUCGGGCCAGUGUCGCUUACAAUACUAAGAAAUCCGCCACCCCAACCUCCUCUAACUACAAAAAGAAAGUGAAAGUGCAAGCUAAAACAAAAAUGAAACAACCAAAAUUAACUCCCACGGCUAACUACACACUCCCACCAACAAUUAUUAAAACAACAACAACAAACCAUCCACCCAUUAAUACAACAACAACUACUAAACCAACGUUUUGCAACAACAAAUUCAGGAAGAAACACUCUUCUGCGAAGAAAAAUUUAGCUAAUAAAGGUAAAAAUGUUUUUGCCACAAAAAACCCCACAUUUUUUAAUUCACAUAUACGUGCCCGUUCUUCAACUCAACACUUGACUGGUGGUGUUCGUCCUCAACCACUAAUGUCUCUUCAUGUGCCACGUCCACCUCACAUCCAACACUUCCCUCAACCCCAUCCCAACAUGCCACAACAGAAUUUCCAACUUGCUCAACUGCCCUACCAAUUUAGCCCACUGGCACCAACACAAUACUAUUGGAACAAAAGAAAUGGAAUGUUUCCGUUGCUGGGGAAUGUCGUUUCACGACUUUAA
Meloidogyne enterolobii is the source of this 2298-nucleotide messenger RNA. Lineage: Eukaryota; Metazoa; Nematoda; Chromadorea; Rhabditida; Meloidogynidae. The record is from the annotation of a GenBank genome assembly.